AUGGCCUGGGAACGAGAAAGCAGGACGGCGUCCGCUUCGGCGCGAAUGGCGAUGGCACUGCAUGGCUCGCCCGUGGUCCGUCGGCUCCAACUUUUCUGUAAAGACAAGGUUAUUUUUGCCUUUGGAAAGUGAAGGCGUCUGGCGAGAAGCUGUGCUAGGACGCAGGCUCUAUCAAUCCGCCCGCGCGGUUGCCUCGCGCCAGACACCUAUGUUUUGGCUGCUCUAAUGGCCUUUAAGAGCGUCUGGAGGGUGACGGUCCGUUGCGUCAUCGGCUUCUGGCCCCAGCAAAAGAGCCAAGAGAUCUUCUGA
Caenorhabditis auriculariae is the source of this 309-nucleotide messenger RNA. The record is from the annotation of a GenBank genome assembly. NCBI's taxonomy places the organism in Eukaryota, Metazoa, Nematoda, Chromadorea, Rhabditida, Rhabditidae.